Hippoglossus stenolepis (Pacific halibut) is the source of this 2085-nucleotide messenger RNA. RefSeq names its product RAB20, member RAS oncogene family (gene rab20). Gene Ontology annotation, molecular function: GTP binding; GTPase activity. Lineage: Eukaryota; Metazoa; Chordata; Actinopteri; Pleuronectiformes; Pleuronectidae. The coding region runs from base 704 to 1495 and encodes 263 amino acids. The transcript is spliced from 2 exons. Gene Ontology annotation, biological process: intracellular protein transport. Gene Ontology annotation, cellular component: endomembrane system. The record is from RefSeq and is a predicted model, not a curated record.
UCUUUAAGUUAGGUAAAGUUUACUACAUAAAUCUGUAGAUCAGAAGUCACAAAAUAAUUUAGAAAUAUAAAGCCAAUGGAGACAUCAACGUACCAAUUCAACAAAUGUCUGUCUGUGGAACAUAUAUGACUCGCGAACCAUUCAUCUAAUAACUCAUCUAAUUUGCCCCAGUAGUAUGCAAAUUAGAAUAACAUAAUGUUAAAAAUUAAAAUAUGUUGGACCGGUAACAGAUCAACCUACCUGCCAGACAACACAUAGGGCAAUUUUAACAAGGGCAAUCAAAACAAAUGGAAUAUAAAGCAAAUGGGAGACAUGUUAUCCAAAUUUGAAUAACACAAUGUUAUAAAUAAAAUAUGGAGGAAACUGUGGUGAUGACUCUGCCUCCCACACAACACUCGUAGAAAAUCCUGUACUGUUGCCUACUAGCCAACACUGGGGGGAAAAUCCGUCCCUCGCCUCCUCGCCUGUUCACCUACUUCCUGUGUCACCUCAGUAACUUUUGAAGUCCAGACUGAAGCAGCGGAUCUGAGGAGUCAACACUGAGCCGUCGCUCCUGGAAAUGUCGUCUGUCAGCGGAGCUUGUGCGAAACGAGGAAUAUUGUUUACGAACUAGAUCCGAACUUAUUUUCCCACGAGUCACAGGACAGCAGGAGCUCUGUACCCGGCCCCCUGUCGCCCGGUCCCCCGCAGCAUCACCCGCACCAUGCCCGAGGUGUCGAAGAUGAAGAAGCCCGACGUGAAGGUGGUCAUCCUGGGGGACAUGAACGUGGGGAAGACGUCGCUGCUCCACAGGUACACGGAGAGGAAGUUUAAAGACACCGUCAGCACCAUCGGAGGGGCGUUCUUCCUCAAGCAGUGGGGGCCCUACAACAUCUCGAUAUGGGACACAGCCGGUCGUGAACAGUUCCACGGGUUGGGCUCCAUGUACUGCAGAGGUGCGUCGGCUGUCAUCCUCACUUACGAUGUCACCAACUGGCAAAGCUUGGCUGAGCUGGAGGAGCGCUUCCUGUCCCUGACCGACACCGCUAACCAGGACUGCAUUUACGCCAUUGUGGGCAACAAGGCUGACCUCACAGACCCUAAAGCCCAGUUGUCCCACGACUCAAUCGGUGGUUCGGAGGAUCAAACCCAGUGUGCGGAGGAAAGGACAGAACCACAGAUUCUGUCCGCGUGCCCAACACCCCCGGCCUCUCCUGCAUCCCUCUCUGGGCUGAUCCUACACAAACAGGUCGCCCACGAGGACGCGGUGGCUCUCUAUGGGAGAAUACUGCGCUACAAGGGCCUGGAGGACCAGAGCAGCCUGCCUCCAGAUAAGAUGUGCUUUGAGACGAGUGCCAAGACAGGCUACAACGUGGACGCAUUGUUCGAGACACUGUUCGAUCUGGUGCUGCCCUCCAUCCUGAGGAAGAGAAACGAAAACCAGGAGUCUCCCACAGUCGACCUGGAGGUGUGCAGGGGGGCAGGCGGCAGGCGGGCCAGAUCGACCUGCUGCUAGAAUCUGCCUGGACGAGGUGGAGAGGCUGCCACAAGCAGAGACUUGUUUUUAGCAAAAGACAAUCAACACUUUGGUCUAAGCACCAAAUACUUACUGUGAUGGUACCAAUGAUUUGCCUUGAUUAAGACGCAAUAGCAUGAAUCACCUCCCACUAACACUUACACACACAAACACACACACUUUGAUGCUACGAAGAUGGUCAGAAAAGUUCAGUGUCCUGAGACAUUUCCUUUUUGAAUAUUGGAAAUUAAAGUGCUUCCUCAUCACUCUGUGCUUUUUGAAACCUUCCACACUAACGACUGAAACUGCACUUGUAUCCCAAAGAUGUGUCUGUGGGCAAAUAAUGCACAUGAGUCAAUCACUGCUAUUUUUAAAAUUGAAAUUUAACAGCACUAAUUGUUAGUUGGGUGGCACAUUUCACUGUGUUUGUUAGAGUUGAGCUGUAGGGGUUUUUGAUAAAUCACAAAGUCUUUUAUUUACUGAUCUUUAUAUUUUAUUGCCACUUUUGGAACUUUUUCAAUGAGUGUAAAUAGUAAAAAUCCCUGUUAAAUUUUUACCUAUGCUGUCGUAAUAAAGAUUUUUAUUUUGCA